GAGAAAUAAAGAAAUGUAUAAAAUUAAAGAUUAAAAUGAAACGGUCUCAGAGCCUACCCUCUCCAAACUACAGACAGGAGAAAAAUAGAAGAGUAAUUCCGCACAAGGUUGACCCACUUGAGGAAGAAUUAAUUCGAGCAGUACUUAUGUACAAAACUGAUAAAAGUACUGUACACCGCAGAGCAGAAAUGUUAAUGAAUUAUAAUCAGAUUGUGAGUCGAGGUAUUCUAAAAGAAAUCAAUCAACUGGUUUCCCUACUUCAGAGGCUGGGCUGUAUCUGGUUAGAUCUGGAUAUCCAAGAAAUAUUAAAUCGUCUGGUUAACUCUGCACAACAAAUUCAAAAGUUUAGUGUUAGCCUGGAGAGUCGAUGUUUUUAUCUAGGAGAAAUCAGACAGGAGGAGAGAACUGUGCAUUUGGUUGAUAUAAUUACUAGAUACCUGGAAUCCAUUAAUACAUUAGGUUCGGAGAUGAGAAAGGAGAAAGAUGUUGCACAAAGUUUAGUUAAGAGUAACAAUAUCAAAUUUGAGUCUGAUCCUAACUACUCACAAAGAAAGCAAAGGUUAAGUCUGUGUGAAGAUUCACAGAAUAAGUCUGAAAAUGCCGCAAAACCAGAGCUUAGACAGUCAGAUAUUGAAAGUAGGACUGGGUCUACAAGAUUAUCAGUGGACUACUCAGCUAAAUUAAAGGAUGGAUCAGAUACAGAUAGAUCUGUCAAUCAUUCCUUCUCCAGGCAGUCUGAUCGACUGGACAGAUUAUCGUUAGAUCAUGGGAGACGAUCAAUUCAACUCAGAAGAAUUGAAGAUUAUUCAACCAGUAGAUCAGAUCCUGAACGAUCGACGGCGAUCAGACAAAGACGAAGUUUGUUUGAAAACAAUCGGGAAAGAUAUUGUCUCGAGUUUUUGCCAGAAGAGCCAAUGAUCGAAGAUUUCGAUAUUCAAAGGAAAGCCUCGAAAAAGGUUUCGAUUGCCGAGAACUUAAAUUGUGAUUACAGUGACGAAUCCAAUGAGCAUUCAGAAACAGACUGUAAAGAGGAAGAGAUGGUUUUUGAACUGGGAAAUCAUAAAAGCAUAGAGAGUUAUAUUAAACAAAUUGUUUUCAUUAUUUUAUCUAUUUUUAUCUAUUAUUUUUUCUCAAAUAUAUUUAAGUUUUAG
This is a messenger RNA of Eurytemora carolleeae, 1151 nucleotides long. RefSeq lists its product as uncharacterized. The transcript has 15 exons. The record is from RefSeq and is a predicted model, not a curated record. Bases 36 to 1151 code for a protein of 371 amino acids. NCBI's taxonomy places the organism in Eukaryota, Metazoa, Arthropoda, Copepoda, Calanoida, Temoridae.